Messenger RNA from Lycium barbarum (goji berry), 4290 nucleotides. Its product is annotated as calcium-transporting ATPase 2, plasma membrane-type-like. The transcript is spliced from 7 exons. The record is from RefSeq and is a predicted model, not a curated record. Gene Ontology annotation, molecular function: calmodulin binding; ATP hydrolysis activity; ATP binding. Lineage: Eukaryota; Viridiplantae; Streptophyta; Magnoliopsida; Solanales; Solanaceae. Bases 801 to 3878 code for a protein of 1025 amino acids. Gene Ontology annotation, cellular component: intracellular membrane-bounded organelle; membrane. Gene Ontology annotation, biological process: calcium ion transmembrane transport.
UAAAGCACUUUGUAUUAGAAUUUUUCUUAAUUCUAAAAAUCAAAUCCGAAACUUCAUGUUAAAAUUGCAUGCCACUAUAGAUCUUGAUGACAAGUUACAUGACAGUGACUGACCAAUCGUUUAAAGAAGAGCUUUAGUGAAAGAAAAAAAAAAAAAAAAGAGAACCAAAAAGGGAUAUGGGUUCUGAGUCUGCCAAACGCGUAAGAGAAGCACCACAACUUUAACCGAGUGUACCUCAAUUAAUUUGUCUUAAUUAAGGACCAUACCCACUAUUUAAGUUUUUCAUUUCACGUAAUUACUACUCCUUAAUAGACUUUUUAGCAUUACCCAAUCGACUAAGUAGAUCAAACAUAACAUAUGACCCCCGUCCAUUUCGGUCAACUAAGCCAUAAAACAAGGUAACGAAAAGAAGGACCGUUUUAAUGCAAAAGAAGAAAUGACUUAAGGAAGCUCCAUUAAUGUUGAACCAAGUAUUCAUAGCAAUUCUCUCACCCAAAACUCGGAUCAAUCUUCUUCACUACUCCUUAAUUCUUUUAUUAUUCUCAUUGUCUCCAUAAAGCUCCCGAACACACCAUGUUUUUCUACUUUUGUUUCUGUAACUAUAUUCCUUAUCCAACUCGUUUAUCACAAUGUCGUGGAAAUUUCUUACGUCCAUUUAACUUUCCUGUCUUUUUCUCUUUCACCGCGUUACUGUUUAUUUCCCAAUGCGUUGCCUUUUUAUGAAAGUAACGGUUCGUCUAUUUAUUGCGUUAUAUUUGUAGUAAGUUAACGGAGAAGAAUAAAGGAAGGACUAAUAAAAUAUGGAGAGCUAUUUGAAUGAGAAUUUUGGAGGAGUGAAGCCGAAGCACUCCGAGGAUGAGAUGCUACGGCGAUGGAGGAGCCUUUGUGGUGUAGUCAAGAAUCCAAAACGUCGAUUUCGUUUCACUGCAAAUCUAUCUAAGCGAUAUGAGGCUGCUGCCAUGCGCCGUACCAAUCAUAACCUUAUGUUUCAUGUGUUACAGGAGAAACUAAGGGUAGCAGUUUUGGUUUCCAAGGCUGCAUUUCAGUUCAUAUCAGGUGUGCAAGUAAGUGACUACACCGUCCCUGAUGAAGUUACAAAAGCUGGUUUUCAAAUUGAUGCGGAAGAGCUAGGAUCCAUAGUUGAAGGCCAUGAUCUGAAAAAGGUGAAAUUUCAUGGUGGAGCGGAUGGUAUUGCAAAUAAACUGGCUACUUCAAGUACCGAUGGGCUAUCUACGCGUGAUUAUAGUGCUCUAAACCGCAGACAAAAGAUUUUUGGAGUUAACAAAUUCCAAGAAAGUGAAGCUCGGAGCUUUUGGUUGUUUGUUUGGGAAGCCCUUCAAGACAUGACCCUCAUGAUCCUUGGUGCGUGUGCAUUUGUUUCUCUACUUGUUGGCAUUGCAAUGGAGGGAUGGUCAGAUGGGGCUCAUGAUGGUCUUGGAAUAGUAGCUAGUAUUUUGUUGGUGGUCUUUAUUACUGCAACAGGUGAUUAUCGUCAAUCUUUGCAGUUCAGAGACUUGGAUAAAGAGAAAAAGAAAAUUUCCAUCCAAGUUACUAGGAAUGGAUACAGACAAAAGAUGUCUAUAUAUGAUCUAGUUCCAGGUGAUAUUGUUCAUCUCGCAAUAGGAGAUCAAGUCCCUGCAGAUGGACUUUUUCUUUCAGGAUUUUCUGUUUUAAUUGAUGAGUCCAGUUUGACUGGAGAAAGUGAGCCAGUGAUGGUCACUGCUCAGAAUCCUUUUCUUCUUUCUGGCACCAAGGUCCAAGACGGGUCUUGUAAGAUGUUGGUAACGACAGUAGGGAUGAGGACUCAGUGGGGAAAACUGUUAGCAACUCUCAGUGAAGGUGGAGAUGAUGAAACUCCAUUACAAGUCAAACUGAAUGGAGUGGCAACAAUCAUCGGGAAAAUAGGCCUUUUCUUUGCUGUUGUGACUUUUGCAGUACUUGUGCAGAAAAUGUAUAGUCGUAAACUGACAGAGGGAUCCCACUGGAGCUGGUCUGCAGGAGAGGCUAGAGAAUUAUUGGAAUACUUUGCAAUUGCAGUUACAAUUGUAGUGGUUGCAGUUCCCGAAGGACUUCCCCUCGCUGUGACAUUGAGCCUUGCUUUUGCCAUGAAAAAGAUGAUGAAUGAUAAGGCACUUGUCCGACAUUUAGCAGCUUGUGAGACAAUGGGCUCUGCUACAACUAUUUGUAGUGACAAAACUGGCACGCUAACAACCAACCGCAUGACUGUAGUGAAAACAUGCUUCUGUAUGAAUGUCAAGGAUGUGAAUAAGCCGAGUGAUGCAUCCUCCCUUUGUUCUGAAAUCCCGGAUUCUGUACUAAAAACAUUACUUCAGUCAAUUUUUAACAAUACUGGAGGAGAGGUUGUAGCUACCAAGCACGGGAAACCUGACAUAUUGGGAACACCAACUGAGACUGCUAUAUUGCAAUUUGGUUUAGCACUUGGUGGAAAUUUUCAGGCAGAACGACAAGUUGGGAAACUCAUAAAAGUUGAGCCAUUUAACUCUACUAAGAAGCGCAUGGGUGUGGUGCUGGAGCUUCCUGAAGGAGGUUUAAGGGCUCAUACAAAAGGUGCUUCCGAAAUAGUUUUAGCUGCCUGUGACAAGGUAAUUAAUUCAAGUGGAGAGGUUGUUCCCUUGGAUGAAACAUCCACUAACCAUCUGAAGACCACAAUUGAUCAGUUCGCCAGUGAAGCUCUUCGCACCUUGUGUCUUGCAUAUAUGGAGCUGGAAAAAGAAUUUUCCCCUAAUGCUGAUAUUCCAGUUUCUGGGUACACUUGCAUAGGUAUUGUAGGUAUAAAGGAUCCUGUUCGUCCUGGAGUCAAGGAAUCUGUAGCGCUCUGUCGUUCAGCUGGUGUCACUGUUCGAAUGGUUACUGGAGAUAACAUCAAUACAGCAACAGCCAUAGCUAAGGAAUGUGGUAUACUGACUGAUGCUGGUAUUGCCAUUGAAGGUCCAGUUUUCCGAGAGAAGAGUCAAGAGGAAAUGCUAAACCUAAUUCCCAAAAUUCAGGUGAUGGCUAGGUCUUCACCACUAGACAAGCACACGUUAGUCAAGCAAUUGCGUACCACAUUUAAUGAAGUGGUAGCAGUAACUGGUGAUGGAACUAAUGAUGCUCCUGCACUACAUGAAGCAGAUAUCGGACUUGCUAUGGGCAUUGCUGGAACUGAGGUUGCCAAAGAGAGUGCUGAUGUCAUCAUACUGGAUGACAAUUUCUCCACAAUUGUGACAGUAGCCAAAUGGGGACGUUCAGUCUAUAUAAACAUUCAGAAAUUCGUUCAGUUUCAGCUGACUGUUAAUAUUGUUGCAUUGGUUGUCAACUUCUUGUCAGCUUGUUUCACUGGGACUGCUCCACUUACUGCUGUUCAACUCCUGUGGGUUAACAUGAUCAUGGAUACUUUGGGAGCCCUUGCCCUUGCAACAGAGCCUCCUCAUGAUGGACUAAUGGAAAGAGCCCCGGUGGGCAGGUCAGGAAAUUUUAUAAGUAAUGUGAUGUGGCGGAAUAUCUUGGGACAAUCCUUAUAUCAGUUCCUAGUAAUAUGGUUUCUUCAGUCAAAUGGAAUGGCAUUAUUUCGCCUAAAUGGCCCUGAUGCUACACUAACGCUCAAUACAAUAAUCUUCAACACAUUUGUAUUUUGCCAGCUCUUCAAUGAAGUGAACUCCCGAGAGAUGGAAAAAGUUGAGGUUUGGGAAGGAAUGCUUGAUAAUUAUGUAUUUGUUACAGUUCUCAGCGUAACACUUGUGUUCCAAAUCAUAAUUAUAGAAUAUCUGGGGACAUUUGCAAGCACAACACCAAUCUCAUUCGGCCAAUGGUUCAUUAGUGUAUUUUUCGGAUUCUUGAGCAUGCCUGUUGCAAUAGGCUUAAAAAGGUUUGAGGUAUGAAGUAGUGAAUUGAAGGUACCAUGUCUUUUUGUACAAUCCGCUCACGAAAACUCAAUAGGACAAUGAAGUUUUUUGAAUGUUGCAGCCUCAGUAACACAAUUGUAACUUCUAAGAUCCCAAAAUUUCUUAUGUUUCCCAGGUUUUUCUUUGCUUGAGAGGGAAAAAAAAAAAAGAAAAAAAAAAAAAAAAACAACAACAACAACAAAGAAUAGGAGGAUCCAGGAUCCUAACACUUUGAAGCACUGUCUAGCCAAGGCUUUCAAGCAUCAUCUGAUUUACCUUGAUUUUAGCACAUAGAAUAGUGUUACUCCUUCAAACAGCUUUAGCAUUUUUCUGAUUUGUUGGGAUUUGUCAUGUAAUUAUAACUUUACCUGUUGAUGAAGAAUUUUUUUGCUUUAAGCUUUCAGUUCUC